This is a messenger RNA of Megalobrama amblycephala (Wuchang bream), 2450 nucleotides long. RefSeq names its product transmembrane protein 161A (gene tmem161a). The coding region runs from base 155 to 1639 and encodes 494 amino acids. NCBI's taxonomy places the organism in Eukaryota, Metazoa, Chordata, Actinopteri, Cypriniformes, Xenocyprididae. The record is from RefSeq and is a predicted model, not a curated record. The transcript is spliced from 12 exons.
AAUAGCUCUCAUGCGUCUUCGACAUUGCCCAAUCAGAGCGAGCGAUAGUAGCAUACGUCAUCAAAAUACUCCUUCAGCUGUUCGAACACUCAAGUGUCACCACGAGAGCUGCUACAUGGGACAGAAACUCAUUCAUUAAACUCACCAAACGAAGAUGGCUCUGAUGGGGGUUCAGUUGGUGGUGAGCUUGCUGGCGGUCAGCAUAAUGCAAAGAAUGGCCCCACAUCUCUCCUUCGCGCGUUGGCUUUUGUGUAACGGCAGCCUUUUCAGGUUCAAACAUCCAUCUGAAGGCGAGUUGUGCGCCCUCGCAGGGAAGCAGAUUCCUAAGAACAGCAGGCGAGACAGGAGACAAAACGGACACGGAGAACCCAAGCCGCUCACGGUUCCGAAAGACAUCGAUCUUCGCUUGGAGAGCGCUCCUGUAAAUGUCUUGGAUGCACUUGUUUUGCGGUUCUUUGUGGAGUACCAGUGGCUGAUUGACUUCGCCGUCUAUGCCACAGGGAUCUACCUCUUCACCGAAGGCUACUAUAGUGUAGUGGAUGCCAGCAAGGAAGUCAAUAUCGCUUCCAUCUGGUGUGUGCUGACAGUUUUCUUCUGCCUGAGGACGCUGCAUCUUCUUAUGAGCCACUACUUCCGCUCUGAGGAGGGCGGUGAGCGCUCUGUGUGUCUUGCUUUCGGCUUCUUAUCUCUGUUGAUUGCGAUGCUGGUUCUUGUAGUAAGAGAGGACUACCUGGAGUUUGGCCUUGAGCCCGGAUUUACCAGUCUUUUUGACAAUUUCGAGGUCUUUGCCAAACAGCAAGGUUAUGAGUGGUCAGUUCCCUUCACCAAACUAUCAGUGAAGUUGGGGCUGGCUGUCAUUUGUGCCUUUAUUGGAGCUCUCCUUGCAUUCCCUGGACUGCGAUUGGCCCAAACUCACCUAGAUGCCGUUCAGAUGAAUGCAGACCGUCCAAUCAUUCAGAUCCUUUUGCACAUGAGUUUUCUAUCGCCACUGGUCAUUAUUGUAAUGUGGAUUAAACCCAUUGCUCGAGACUUCCUAGAGAAUGCCCCAAUGGGAAAGACCUCAGUUACUUUACUUUCAAGUUCUGCCUUUAACUCGGUACGUCUAUGGAUUAUCGUGGUGCUGUGUGUUUUGCGGCUGCUGCUCACACGCUACCACCUGCAGGCCUACCUCAACCUCGCUCAGAAGUGGGUGGAGCAAAUGAAGAAAGAGGCGGGGCGUAUCGCUGCCAUUGACAUCCAGAGAAAGGUUACUCGAAUUUUCUGCUACCUGACUGUGGUCACCCUCCAGUACGUUUUACCCAUUCUGCUUGUGCUUUUCUCAACUUUGGCACUCAAAUCUUUAGGUGACUUCUCAUGGGGCCUUGGAGCAGAGACUCCGGGUAUAACCCCUGCUCCCAUACUCCCCACCGCCCCUCCACCAGCCCCAAGACUGGAAGAUGACGAGGACAUGGAAGACAUGGAGGAGGAUGUCCAGGCCACCGUAGCCCACCUGACUGAGCUGUUCAAUGCCUUGCGUGGAGUCCUCACGCCCCUUUUCUUCAGGGGCGUCUUUGCCUUUCUCACAUGGUGGGUCGCGGCCUGUCAACUCAUUAGCAGCCUGUUUGGCAUCUAUUUCCACCAGUAUCUGAUGCACAACUGAAAAGUGCCCUGAAAUGAAGCUCUGUGCACUGAAUCCAAUUCUUCAAGGUACCGCAGCCUCAACACAGACAGUCAUGCAAACACAUCUGAUGCACCAGCAAGAUGAAGGCUGGCCUUUGGAACAAACGCUCAUGUUUGAACCGACUUAAUUUUGCCGGUACCUUGUGUAAAAUUUUGAUAGGUACAAUCAAAGCAAAGAUGCUAGUUAACUGUAAGCUGUUUAGAUUUUCAUCAUCAUUUUCAUCAGCUCUUCAACAAACCAUGUUUGUUUGUAAACUUUUUACCCUUAGAAGGCUUCAAUCAAAUCACAUGCGUCCCCUGUUGUGGUGAUCAUUUAAUUGAGAUGCAAUUCUAAGGGCCUGGCAGCUCAGGGAUGUGGUCCGAAAUAGAGUUUCUCACCAGCACAUUAUCGUCAAGUGCAAAUGAAACCCUGUAAAACAGUUUAGCGCUGUAGUUAAUGGACUUGAUUGUUCAAAAAUGAAAUAUGAUUUAAUUUUAUGCCUUGAUGAAUUUUUUAACAGAAUGUUAUGGUGUAUUUUAAGUACCGUGUUUGCUAAAUGGCUGAUGACAUGUAACAUAUAGCAGUCCUAAUCAUUUUGCCCAUAUGUUUCAUGAAUAAUCAUCUAUGGGUUUUUAAUUUGUUUGGCUGUUAUUCUGUUGACUUGGUUAGCUACCAGUGAUCUUCACUCAUAGGAUCAGAGGAAGUCAUCAGGGAGUCAUAUCAUUUUAGAAACAAUUUAUUUAUUCAUUUUCUAAUGUCAAUCAACUUUCAUUUGAUUCAGAACAAUAAACGAUAAUUAAAAAAAUUAAAA